AUGCUUCUCCUUCAAGGCUCCAAACACCUGGUUGUUGCUGCCAUCCCUUUUGCAUCUUAUUUGCUUGAGGCUCAACCAAUAGGCUUGGAGUUACUUGCCGGAGUCAAAAGGGCACAUCCUCUAAGCAAGCAUCGGUGCUUGUUAUGGUGGGCAGCCGAGCGAAGGCUUCUCCUUCAAGCUCCCAAUUACCUGGUUGGCGCUGCCAUCCCUCUUGCAUCUUAUUUGCUUGAGGCUCAACCAAUAGGCUUGGGUUAG
This is a messenger RNA of Phycomyces blakesleeanus NRRL 1555(-), 255 nucleotides long. RefSeq lists its product as hypothetical. The record is from RefSeq and is a predicted model, not a curated record. The transcript is spliced from 2 exons. Lineage: Eukaryota; Fungi; Mucoromycota; Mucoromycetes; Mucorales; Phycomycetaceae. The coding region runs from base 1 to 255 and encodes 84 amino acids.